Molecule: messenger RNA, 1506 nt
Organism: Drosophila innubila
Lineage: Eukaryota; Metazoa; Arthropoda; Insecta; Diptera; Drosophilidae
Product: phospholipase A1 VesT1.02
Exons: 4
Coding region: 129-1286 (385 amino acids)
Biological process (GO): lipid metabolic process
Molecular function (GO): lipase activity
Source: RefSeq, a predicted model, not a curated record
CAUUGAGUCGGUCGGAGUGUCUAAAUUGGGGUCUGUCUAGAAGUGUGAUUGGCUGCGUGUGUGUGUGUGCGAUCUCUUGGAUCAACGGACGAUUGCGAGUCUAUGCAUUAAUUCUACAUCUAUUCGAGAUGCAGUUGAUGGCGAUUAUAUAUAUCGUUUUAGCUGUGCUAUGCGUAGCUAUAGCGGCACCUUCAACUGAAUCGGCUUCCACUUCCUCAGUGGAGGAGCUAAACAAAUGCGAUCACAAACUAACAAAAUCCCACAAAUACUUGGAUUAUCCAUUCUGGAAGAAGUUCUUUAAGCAUUGGGUACCGUUUACAAGCAAAUCACGUGUUAAAAUGCAAUUCUAUCUUUUCAAACGGGAUUUCCCCGAUUGUGGCAGAGAACUCUAUCCAGGUGAUGAUGAAACCUUGGAACGUUCUGGCUUUGAUGCGCGUCAUCCCACCCGAAUUAUUAUUCACGGCUGGAUGAGUCAGGGAAAGGGUUCGUUGAAUCGGGAUGUGAAGACCGCAUAUCUGAGUCUAACUAAACCUCGUCCCAAAGCACGAGUUGAUAACGACGCCUUAGCCGAGCCCGAAAUGGAAAGUCCCCAAUAUGAGGAUUUCAAUAUCAUUGUUUGUGAUUGGAGUAAAAUAUCGUCAAAUGUAAAUUACUUUGGGGUCGCCGAUAUGGUGGAAGAUCUUGGAUUUUUACUGGCCGAGUUUGUGCGUCAUCUGCACAUGAAAGCUGGUUUAAACUAUGAUGAUGUCUACCUAAUUGGCCAUUCUCUGGGUGCACAGAUUUCCGGUAGUGCUGGAAAACAGAUACGACCUUAUCGCUUCAAUACGAUCUAUGCUUUGGAUCCUGCGGGUCCCGGAUUUCGUGAGCAGAGCGAUGAAUAUCGCAUCGAUGCAAGUGAUGCUCAAUAUGUGGAAUCGAUACAGACGAGCACUGGCUUGGGCUUUGAACAGCCCGUGGGUCAUGCAACAUUCUAUCCCAACUAUGGAAAGGAUCAGAAAAAGUGCUAUAUGUAUGGAUGUUCCCAUAAGCGUGCCCAUGAUUACUUUGCCGAAUCCAUCAAUAGCACCAAAGGUUUCUGGGGUGUACGCUGUGAACGCAUGUCGAGAAAGACCUGGAUACUCCUCGAUAACGAUGGAGAAUUUCGCAUGGGCGGUGAACCCUCCGAGCCCAAGAAUGGCACAUUCUAUGUAAAGACCUAUGAUAAGCCACCCUAUGCAAUGGGCUCCCGACAACGGCUGGCAGGGGCUCCCUCAGAGGAGGAAAGCUCCACAGUGGUCUAUCAUUAAAAAAAAAAAAUGUAUAAUGCAGCGCGAUCGAGAUAUAAAUAUAUGCAUUCCUAGCCUAGAGAAAGAUUAUCUUAAAGUUUUAAAUCAAAUCUAAGUUUCUGUCGUUAUUUCGUUUUAAAAUUUUUUUUAUUCUAUCCAAAAACACCAAACCUAGUAAAAUAGUCAACCUAUCUUCUCUAAAGAACUCAAAACUCUAAAUAAAUUUAAACUAAAGAAAUAA